This is a messenger RNA of Asparagus officinalis (garden asparagus), 1896 nucleotides long. Its product is annotated as protein DETOXIFICATION 29-like. Lineage: Eukaryota; Viridiplantae; Streptophyta; Magnoliopsida; Asparagales; Asparagaceae. Gene Ontology annotation, biological process: xenobiotic detoxification by transmembrane export across the plasma membrane. The record is from RefSeq and is a predicted model, not a curated record. Gene Ontology annotation, cellular component: vacuolar membrane. The transcript has 8 exons. Gene Ontology annotation, molecular function: xenobiotic transmembrane transporter activity; antiporter activity. The coding region runs from base 59 to 1537 and encodes 492 amino acids.
UUCUCGGACCUCAUUUGAGAGAGCUAGAGAAACAAAGAGAGGGGAGAGAGAGAGAACCAUGGAGAGCCCAACAGAGCCUCUCCUCUUGUUAUCAGAAACUAGGGAGCUAGUUGAUAUCGGGCCUAUUAAAGGCCCAAGGGAUUUGUGGAGAGAGUUCAAGGCUGAGUCCAGGAAGCUGUGGUUUCUAGCUGGGCCAGCCAUAUUCACCUCAGUAUGCCAGUACUCUCUCGGAGCCAUCACCCAGACCUUCGCCGGCCAAGUUGGUACCCUUGAGCUUGCCGCCGUCUCCGUUGAGAACUCCGUUAUCUCCGGGUUCUCAUUUGGUGUCAUGUUGGGUAUGGGAAGUGCACUAGAAACCCUAUGUGGCCAAGCAUACGGUGCAGGGCAACUCGAUAUGCUAGGCAUCUACAUGCAACGCUCAUGGGUGAUCCUCAAUACCACAUCCCUCCUCCUAACCCCCAUCUACAUCUUUGCUGGCCUCAUCCUCCGUGUCAUUGGCCAGACCGAGGCAAUCUCAGCCUCAGCGGGAAAAUUCUCCUUGUGGAUGAUCCCCCAGCUCUAUGCUUACUCAAUGAACUUCCCCAUAUCAAAGUUCCUACAAGCGCAGAGCAAGAUGAUGGUCAUGGCCGCAAUCUCCGCAGCUGCUUUACUUCUACACACGUUCUUCAGUUGGUUGGUGAUAUUGAAGCUCGGGUGGGGGCUCGUGGGUGCAGCGGUCGUGCUUAAUGCGUCCUGGUGGUUCAUUGUGGUUGCUCAGCUCGUGUACAUAUUUUGUGGGGCUUGUGGGAGAACAUGGAGUGGGUUUUCUUGGAAAGCAUUUCAUAGUCUUUGGGGCUUUGUUCGCCUUUCCCUCGCCUCUGCUGUCAUGCUUUGCUUGGAAGUCUGGUACUACAUGGCACUGAUACUUUUCGCUGGAUAUCUAAAAAAUGCUGAGAUUGCUGUUGAUGGACUGUCAAUAUGUGUGAACAUACUAGGGUGGGCAGUUAUGGUUGCCAUUGGAUCCAAUGCCGCCACAAGUGUAAGGGUGUCUAACGAACUCGGUGCAUGCCAUCCAAGAACUGCAAAAUUCUCAGUUAUAGUGGUCGUCAUAACUUCAUUCUUGAUAGGCCUUGUCCUUUCCUUGCUUUUGAUCACAACGAGAAAUCAGUAUCCAUCGCUAUUCACCAAUAGUGAUGAGGUGAAACAGCUUGUGAUUAUGCUCACACCAUUGCUUGUCAUUUCAAUUAUUAUAAACAAUGUGCAGCCUGUCCUUUCAGGGGUUGCAAUAGGAGCAGGAUGGCAAGCAGCAGUUGCAUAUGUAAAUGUCGGUUGUUAUUAUGUAUUUGGCAUUCCCCUCGGCCUUGUCCUUGGUUAUAAGGUUAACUUGGGCGUACAGGGCAUUUGGUAUGGAAUGCUAGCUGGCACUGUGGCUCAAACGUUAAUUCUAUUUUGGAUGACUUACCGAACAGAUUGGAACAAAGAGGCGUCCAUUGCUGGGGACAGGAUAAGAAAAUGGGGAGGAGAACCAGAAGACAUUGUCGAUGAGAUUGAGAAAUAGAGCAAGAGCAGAAACUCGGAUAGUCUAUAUAUUGCAAGGGAAGGCCAAUUUCUUUCAAAGCAUGCAUGCUUCGGAAUCACACAUUUCAACUUAAUAGAAGAAGCUUUCACCCAUUUCAAGUUUAAUAGAAGAAGCUUUUCUAUUGUUAUAGAUUUAUAUCAGGUUAAGUCAAAUGAGAUGCAUCUUGAUUAGUUUUCUGCCAAAAUUUUUAUAAGAAGAAGUUUUUCUAUUGUUAUAGAUUUAUGUCAGGUUAAGUCAAAUGAGAUGCAUCUUGAUUAGUUUUCUCCCAAAACUCCUAGAACUUGUCCUUUUUUAAAGCCCGCAAAUUGCAAAAGUAAGCUCAUUAAACUUUAACCUUC